Molecule: messenger RNA, 617 nt
Organism: Rosa chinensis
Lineage: Eukaryota; Viridiplantae; Streptophyta; Magnoliopsida; Rosales; Rosaceae
Product: lysosomal beta glucosidase
Exons: 3
Coding region: 164-610 (148 amino acids)
Biological process (GO): glucan catabolic process
Molecular function (GO): beta-glucosidase activity
Source: RefSeq, a predicted model, not a curated record
GGCGCGACCACUACAAGUUGUAGACUUCAUAUAAUAAAGCUGCACUGCAACACUAGCUUCUAGUACCCAGUUGUGAAUUUCACUACAAGUUUCGGAUUCUCUUCUGGGUUUCUUGAACUGAGCCUAAAGAAGCUGAAGAGCUCAUUGGGUAGUAUAGCUCAAGAUGGAAACAGCUGAGAACUUAAAUUGCAUAUACAGAAACCCAAACGAACCCAUUGAAGCUCGAGUCAAGGACCUCCUUUCUCGCAUGACUUUGAAAGAAAAGGUGGGGCAGAUGACCCAGAUAGAGCGUCAGGUCGCUACACCUUCUGCCAUUAAAGACUUCUCAAUCGGGAGUGUAAUCAGUGGUGCAGGAAGUGGGCCGUUUAGGAAGGCUUUAUCGGCGGACUGGGCCGAUAUGGUUGACGGGUUUCAGAGGUGUGCGCUGGAAACCCGGCUCCGGAUUCCAUUGAUAUAUGGGAUUGAUGCUGUUCAUGGGAACAAUGGAGUCUUUGGUGCGCCUGGUGCCACUAUAUUUCCUCACAGUGUUGGUCUUGGGGCUACCAGAGAUGCGGAUUUGGCUCAAAGGAUUGGUGAGGCAACUGCUCUUGAAGUCAGGGCCAGCAACUAAAGAUUGG